AUGAACAAUCUGUUCGCGAACCCAGACGACCCGAACAUGCUCGAGCACAUCGAGGAACGGUUGUCGAGCGGGAGGACGACGUGUUGCCAGUGGAACCGACGAGGGAACGUCCUCGCCGCGGGGACGACCAAAGGGACGAUCGUUUUGUGGUGCUUCGACACGCGGGCGGUCGUGAGAGAGUUUCGAAACAACAACCACUCGGAGGAAAGAAGGAGGAGAAGGAAAGAGAAUUCUCCUCAGUCUGCUGCUGUGGGAGAAGAGGAAGAGGAAGAGGAGGAAGAGGUUUCUUUCCCCAUCCGGUGUUUGUGCUGGAGACGAGAUAACCGGAAAAUCGCGGCCGGGGAUGCCAACGGACACGUAUUAAUCUGGGACGUUCUCACCGGAGAUCUGGAGACUCGCAUGACGGACAUCGGCACUUUGAAUAACAUCGAGUUUACGAAAGAUUUCAAGGCGUUGUUGUUCUCGCCGGCGGGGUUUAAAGCGCCGAUGUUUCGCGCGAUUUCGAAGAGAAGUGGAACGAUGUGGCCGGAUACCGUGGUGCCGUUACCGGGAGGGUCCUUGGAUGAAGCGGACGUGCACGGGUGUCCGGCGAUAUUGACGAGGAGCGGGAAUUUUUGCGUCUACGCGACGACGGGAGGCGGGUUGUGCGUGGCGAGAUUGAAAGAGGACGGGGAAGGCGCGCAGAUGAGGAGAGGGUGGAAGUUGGUGCAAACGAUAGAGUUGGUGGCGAAAGAUGCGAAAAUGGUAAAACGUUUGGAGCUGUCCAGGGAUGGGAAGACUUUGUUGGUGGUGUCGUUUUCGAAAUGUAUCGUCGCCUUUGACGUGGUAGGGGACGUGGAGGACAAAAAACGGAAUAAAGAGAAAGAAGAUUUGAAGAAUGAUGAUAACAACAACGAUGAUACUGGUUUAGAGACGACCGUUUUGAAGAACAGGCGUCAGUUUGAGAACGAACACAGUCAAUCUUCUUGGGAAUCCGCCUGCGUGGCUUUUGAUAAUAAAUUCGUUUACGCCGCCUCCUCUACGGCGUCGCACGAGGUGCACUGUUGGAAUUUGAAGACGUUGGAGUUGACGAGAGUUUUAGAAGGGCCAAACGAGGCAAAAGGAUUGAUCCGAUCGUGUUAUCAUCCGAAACGACCUUUAAUGAUCGGCGUUGGUGCGAAUGGGAUCAUGUACGUGUGGGCGAAAGUGUACGAGGAGUCGUGGACGGCGUUUCAACCGGAUUUCCAAGAGUUGAAGGAAAAUCGAGAAUACAUCGAACGCGAGGAUGAGUUUGAUAUCAAAGACGAGGAAGAAAAUAACGAUGGAACCAGAAAGGAAAAGAAGCCGAACGUGACGUAUCUUGAUGACGCGUCGAGUUUGACCUUUGCGGAUUUAAAGUUGUGGGACACGGAUUUGUCAGCCUAUUGGACGGACGCGGACGAGGACGUCAUGCACGAUUUGCCCGUGGAGGUUAUCGUCGAUUACGAGCUCCAAGCGCAGAUGGAAGAGAAGAAGAAGAAGUGGGAGAGGAAGCAAGCGCUGAAAGCGGAGAAGAAGAAAAAGGAGGCAGAGGAAAAGGAAACGGAGAAAAACGGAGGAAAAGGAAAAGAGCGAGAAGACGAUGGAGACGAGAACGCGAAGAAGCAAAAAAUGGACGACGCUAAAAACGAGGGAAGGGACGGCGCCGCUAAGAUGGAAGAAGACGACAUUAUUAACGAUGAUGAUAAAGAGAAAGAUUGA
Molecule: messenger RNA, 1719 nt
Organism: Bathycoccus prasinos
Lineage: Eukaryota; Viridiplantae; Chlorophyta; Mamiellophyceae; Mamiellales; Bathycoccaceae
Exons: 2
Coding region: 1-1719 (572 amino acids)
Cellular component (GO): Set1C/COMPASS complex
Molecular function (GO): protein binding
Source: RefSeq, a predicted model, not a curated record